AUGGGCCUCAUCUAUGUCAACCCAGAGGGCGUGCUGGGCAACCCCAUACCCCCGAAGUCAGUGCCACACAUCCGCGGCACCUUUGGGCGCAUGGGCAUGAAUGACUCUGAGACUGUGGCCCUCAUUGGCGGGGGCCACGCCAUCGGGAAGGUCCACGGCGCCUGCCCCACCGGUGCUGGCCCCUCCCCCGCGGAGGACCCCGGCAACCCCUGGCCGGGGACGUGCGGGGAGGGCCCGGAGAAGGGCAAGGGCCCCAACACGUUCACCUCCGGCCUCGAGGGCCACUGGACCACCACCCCCUGGAAGUGGUCCAACGAGUACUUCAAGAACCUGCUGGCCUACGACUGGGAGUCCUGGAAGGGCCCCGGGGGCCACUGGUGUGUGUCACGAUGA
Messenger RNA from Monoraphidium neglectum, 393 nucleotides. RefSeq names its product catalase/peroxidase. The record is from RefSeq and is a predicted model, not a curated record. The transcript is spliced from 5 exons. NCBI's taxonomy places the organism in Eukaryota, Viridiplantae, Chlorophyta, Chlorophyceae, Sphaeropleales, Selenastraceae. Gene Ontology annotation, molecular function: heme binding; catalase activity. Gene Ontology annotation, biological process: cellular response to hydrogen peroxide; hydrogen peroxide catabolic process. Gene Ontology annotation, cellular component: cytosol. Bases 1 to 393 code for a protein of 130 amino acids.